UGGUUGGUUAUGGGGAACAUCACUGCACAGGAAUCUUCAGACGAUGGGUGGACAGCAGUAACAGUACGUGGCAUCACUAGCGAGCCAAUACCCUUCCCACUUGAAUCUACUUCACUGGAGAUAAGGACUGAUAGUCGGCUGGGAAGUUAUAGUGCAGUGUGGGUGUAUUUCUACGAUACCUCAGAAAGACCAUCAGGAGGAGUUGCUAUCUUAUUCUUAUCUACCAAAUACCAGUACUGGCUCUACUACUGCAGCAGUUCCAGGAUUGAUUUCCCAGUUACUCUGCCCUCCACUACUGACAAGAUAUGGAGGAUUACCCUGACACGCAGUUCAGGUGUCAGAGUUGUUAUACACUGUAAUAACGAGGAAGUAGGUAACGUGCUGCUAUCAGACACCUUGUGUAGUGACAGUACGUUAGAGGGUACGUGGGGAGACUACUGGAACAGAGAGACGGAGUAUAUAAAAUUUGAACGCAACGAAGCCUCAGAUUACUAUAGAGAGGCUAAAACAGAUAAGUGUGACGUUGGUACAGUUAGAGAUGGCGCCCAAUGCAGGAAAUGUGACCCUGGGUUCCAGCCAGACCUUCCUCAAUCUGCGUGUGGGCCCUGUCCAGCUGGAAGCUACAAAAAUUUUGAUAUGGACACGUGUGCAGAAUGUCCUGACAACACGAUCAGUACAAUAGAAGGAGCAGUCUUGUGUAUACCUUGUGGAGAUGGCAAGCAACGAAACUUAGAUGGAACUGAAUGCGAGCAUUGCAAAUCGGAGGAUCUGGCCAUAGAGAACGGAGUAAUGACCGUACACAACGAAGCUACAACGCCCUACGAGCAGGGAGUGAAGGUCAGCUACAAGUGCAAUGAUAGGUUCAAGUUGGUGGGGAACAGUGAGCUGACUUGUAACAACCGAGCGUGGAGUAAUGCCGCCCCUCUUUGCAAACCUGUUAACGCGAUGUGCCCGUCAUACGAAGUGAUCAACGGCAAGGUCAUGGACGAAUCAUCCGGCCCAUUCCUUACUACUGAGAGCGUCAGUGCGAUAUGUGAACUUGCUUACAACCUGAACGGAACUAACCCCCGUGUAUGUGCGGAGGCAGGAUGGAAAACAGAUGCUCAAAAUUGCGUUUACAAAGAGGGAAGAUGUCCGCCACUAAAGCACUUGGAGCACGGAGGUCUCUCAUGUAAUGGAGGUUACACUUACAUUAUUAAAAGUUCGUGCACUGUCUCAUGUGACCCAGGAUACAUUUAUCUGAGCGAAAUUAAGAAAGUGACCUGUCAAGAAGAUCUACGGUGGAGCCACCAGUCCUUUACCAACAGUCAGGGAAACUUUGCCGCAUGUGCUAAACAGGAGACCCCCAAGUCCCAUGUCUUAGAAGUAGAACUUUACCUUGACGUGGAUUACUGUAAGACAGAUCCAGAGAAAGCAGCUGUGGUUGCUGCCUUUGAAACUUACAUCCAUUCUGGUUCUGCGGCUGUGCCCUGUGUUACUGGUGCUAAAUGCACGGUACAAAAUACCAGCUGUAAGAAUGGUGAUGGAUCGAGUGUAGUGAGCUUUGAGCUUCUGCAGUAUGGAGACCUCUCUUCAGAAGACGCCUCCACUCUUACUUCCUCAGAUUCAAGGCUCAAAGAGCUUGUCACCGCCGAAGCCAUGACUUUUGAAGUAACAACAUCAAAGAAGAGAGCGACUACGAGAUUCACAGCUGAGGACGGCAGUUAUACCGGGAACGUGAAAACGGCUUGUGAGGCUGGGUUUGCUCAAAUCUCGGGUUCAUGCAUCACGUGUCCGGCGGGAUAUCACAUCCCGGGGGGAUAUAUCUGUAACGCAUGUGCGGUGGGAACCUACAGUACGGCUCCCAACUCUGUGGGCUGUGAGAAGUGUACCAGUGGCUCCACUACUUAUGGUAAAGGUAGCACCAGCAGUGGCGAUUGUAAGGAACUCUGUAAGGUUCCUGGGGUGACACACGGCAGCAUGUCUCCUCCAACAGGAUACAACGUAGAUCCCAACACACUCAUCAAGAUGACUUGCGACAAUGGGUCCGUUCUGCACACGGGAGAAGAGAAGUUUAAAUGUAGUACUGGCAUAGUUCCUACUUGCAAGGAAGAUGGAGAUAAAGUGAGUGAUGGUGGAGGCUCCACAACAGUGAUCAUAGUCGUGGUUGUGGCGGUCCUUGUCAUGCUAGCAGCUGUAGUGAUUGCUGCAUUCUUCAUCAGAAAGAGAUACUUGUACUCAUCUGACCAGAACCAUGCUGUGAGAAAAACAGACAACAAAGCACCCGUAUCAGGAAACAAUGAGGUUUCAAAAAACGUAUACGAUACCGCAGAAACGCAGAACAUAUAGAUGUUAAGUUGCUGUCCUGAUCAAGGACCAAACCGGACAGAUUUUUUAAUUUGUUUAACUGCAGAAACUUGUGUUUUGUAGUGUUUAUAGUUAUAAGUCCAUGACUGGAUUUUUAUUAAGAUUUACUGCUUAAAAUCCAAUGCACAACCUUGGCUUAUGUUGUUACUUGUUAGACUUAAAAGAGAAUUGAUAUUUUUUUGCUCUACAGAAUUUGAUUUAAUAAUUUUAGAUUUUGUUUGUAAAUAUAGUGAAGAUUUAUUCCA
Molecule: messenger RNA, 2591 nt
Organism: Bolinopsis microptera
Lineage: Eukaryota; Metazoa; Ctenophora; Tentaculata; Lobata; Bolinopsidae
Product: CUB and sushi domain-containing protein 3-like
Exons: 15
Coding region: 10-2328 (772 amino acids)
Source: RefSeq, a predicted model, not a curated record